AUGCCGUUCGGGCUGGUGAAUGCACCAUCUGUAUUUCAAAGAGCAAUGAAUAAAAUUUUCAACAAAGCACGAGUAAAAUAUGCUCUCGUCUACAUCGAUGACAUCCUCAUCCCAGCACAAACCUUUGACGAAGGCUUAUUGCGUUUGGAGGAAGUCCUCGCACUUUUAAAAGAAGGUGGGUUUACGCUAAAAUUAAGCAAAUGUAGGUUCUUCUUUGACAAAAUUGAGUACUUGGGGUUCGAGAUAAGCGCUGAUGGAGUUCGGCCAGGAUCUCUUAAAACUGAUGCUGUUUCGAAAUUCCCAACUCCUCAAAACCAACACGAUUUGAGAAGAUUCAUCGGUUUGGCGAGUUUUUUAGGCGGUUUAUAA
Messenger RNA from Parnassius mnemosyne (clouded apollo), 369 nucleotides. The record is from the annotation of a GenBank genome assembly. Lineage: Eukaryota; Metazoa; Arthropoda; Insecta; Lepidoptera; Papilionidae.